CUGUUACGCGACGAAACGCCCCUGCUCGGCUCCCCUCGUCUCCGCCCACCCACCGCGUCCAGCAGCCAGAGACGCAGGCAGAACCCGAGCGGCAUCUUUUCUCCACCUCCCACGCGCCAAAUGACCCUUCUGCCCUCCCGGGAUCUCCAUCUUCUCCCCCCUUCCCCUUCCGGUAUAAACCCACCGACGACGCGACGGGACUCCCCCCUCCCUCCCUCCCUCCGCCCGUUCGUUCCCCAACAGCACAGCACGAAGACACUAGACAGCAGCCGCCGCCGCCGCCGCCUUCGCCCGCGUAACCGGGACAGCGUACGCGCACGGUGGAUCGCACGGUGUGCCGGCGAUGAUGGCGGGGAACGAGGACCAGCUGCGGGCGGUGGCGGCGCGGGCCGUCACCGACUCGCUGCGCGCGGCCGCGUCCCGCUGCUCGGCCGCCGACCGCGCCGCGCGCUUCCGGGACUGCGUCCGCAGCCUCGAGGCCGAGAAGGCCAAGAUGGAGGUCUUCCGCCGGGAGCUCCCCAUCAGCGUCCACCUCGUCGCCGACGUGAUCGACUGGCUCAAGGAGGAGCUCGCGCAGCACCGCCGCCGCCCGUCGGACCUCUUCGCGCCACCAGCGCCGCCGCCGCCGGCAAAGGACGGAGCCGUCUUGGCGGACGCGGACGCCAACGACAAGCGCAGCUGGAUGAGCUCCGUGCAGCUCUGGAGCUGCGGUAGCCACGACGACAGCACCGCCAACACCAACGGCGCCGCCGCCGCCGCCCACAAGGUGUCCAGCGCGUUCGUGGCACUGGCCGCCAGCCCGCCGGCGCCGACGCUGGCGAGGCCAUCCGGCGACGCGGCGGGUAAGCCCGGAGCCAGCGCCAGCGCCAUGCCGGUCGCGGACCUGUCCCUCUCGUCCCCGGCGGCCGCCGCCUCUCCGAGCGCCGCCAGCAGCGCCGUCACGGACGCGGCCGGGGCGCACCGCCGGCAACAUGCGCAGCAGAGGAAGGCGAGGAGGUGCUGGUCGCCCGGGCUGCACCGCCGCUUCGUCGCCGCCCUGCAGCGGCUCGGCGGCGCGCAAGUCGCCACGCCGAAGCAGAUCAGAGAGCUGAUGAAGGUGGACGGGCUCACCAACGACGAGGUCAAGAGCCACCUGCAGAAAUACAGGCUGCACACGCGGCGCGCGUCGUCGGACGGCGGCGACCAGCACGCGGGCGGGCUGUGGUCGUCGGCGCCGGAGCAGCAGUACACGACGUCGCAGCACAGCACGUCGCAGUCGCAGUCGCAGUCCGGGUCGCCGCAGGGGCCGCUGCAGCUGGCGGUGUCGAGCAGGGCCAUGUCGGCCACCGCCGGGGACAGCUGCGACGCCGGCGACGAGGCCCAGGGCGGCCGGUCGGAGAGCUACGGCUGGGAGAUGCCGCAGCACGGGACGAAGGCGUCGUCGUCUUGAUGAUCCUUGUCCUUGGACGGGAUCACAAUUCACAACAGUAUAGAAGACGGUGCGGCGUGGGGCAUGGUACUGAGGACAACUGCGGAAGAGGCGGCAUUUUUUGUACAGGCGUUGAGAUGAUUUCAUUUUUCCCCCUUCCUUUUUUUUCUGGUAGAGGGAGGAGGAUGUGAUGGUGAAGAUGAACUGAUCUGGUGUUGUUGAUCGAGAGUGAGGCAUAUGAGAUGAGAUGUUAUUUUUUACAUCCCAUUGUACAAUCUGGAGGCUGGAUCGCGUUGUUUUAACGGGGAUGGAUCGGUUUUCGCAUCUACGAAAGGAGGGUGAGGAUUGCUAGCGUUGCUGCCUGACAUGGGAAUACACGUCUGCCAUCUCUGCUGUUCUUGCAAUCUGAUGCAGAUUGAUCCA
Molecule: messenger RNA, 1831 nt
Organism: Zea mays
Lineage: Eukaryota; Viridiplantae; Streptophyta; Magnoliopsida; Poales; Poaceae
Product: transcription factor HHO6
Exons: 5
Coding region: 344-1429 (361 amino acids)
Biological process (GO): regulation of DNA-templated transcription
Molecular function (GO): DNA binding; DNA-binding transcription factor activity
Source: RefSeq, a predicted model, not a curated record